AUGAGUAAAAUUUUUAUUAGUCGAUCUGAUGGUAAUCUUCCUUGGGGUUUUCGACUUCAAGGUGGUUUUGAAUAUAAUGAACCAUUAACAAUUACUAAUAUUGUACCAAAUUCUCCUGCUGAUGGUAAGAUUGAUUCGGGUGAUAUGCUAAUAGAAAUUGCUGGAAAUAAUGUGACACAAAUGACACAUAAAGAUGCGCUUGAACUUAUUCAACGUUGUGGUAAUGCUCUUUUUCUUACUAUACAAAAAAUUGGACAUUCAUAUCCAUCUGAUACAACUCAAACUUCAGGAUUUACUGAACAACAACAACAAUCAUUACAUAACUAUGAUUUAUCAUCAACACCUUGGAAUAAUAUACCUUCAAUGCCUAUGAUGAAUAUUCCACAACCACCAACAUUUAAUGCUAAUGUAAUGGCAAAAAAAAAGCCUCACUUAAUAAAGUAUCAAUCAUUGACUGACAAUUAUCCAUCAUAUCAAGAAACAACAGAUCCUUCAAUUCUUUCUCCUAUUCUUGCUAAAUAUCUUAGUCGCCCUAGUGGUCCAAAACCAUUUACAUACAUACCAGGAGGUCUUGAUUUAUCUAAAAUACGUGAAACAACUCGUGCUAGACGUUCUGGUGACUAUAGAUCAACUAGUGAAGAAAGAUCACCAAUAAAUCCAAAUAUGAAUCGACGAAUGAUUGUACCAUCUGAACAAUUCAAUCAACAUCAUUAUACAAAUGUUAAUCCAAUUCAACCAUUUACUUAUUCUCAUCAACCACCAACAUCACCUAAAAAACAUAUACAACAACAUGAUACUGAUGUAAUAACACAAUCUCGUUCAUUUCAAAUGCUUCAAGGAUGGAUUUCGGAUAGUGAAAAAACUGUACCAACUAGUGUACCAUCACCACUAUCACAAUCUACAACAAAUAGAUCAACAGCUAUUCAUGAUCAACAAAAUAAAACAGAUCGUCGUCGUUCAAGUUCUGGUGUAGCAUCACUUCCAUCACGAACAUUUCGUUAUCUUCAAGAACAAUAUAGUGUUGAUAAUGAUGAUAUUGUAACAACACCUAAAAAACCUAUUGAAGAAACUGCAGCAUUAAAAAAUGGUACUGGUCUUCGUCGAGGUAGUGAUGCUCAUAAUCCAUCUCGUGCAUUUAAAUUUUUACAAGAACAAUAUGAUAUAUCUCAAGAUCUAGGACGAAAUCAAUCUCGAACAAUUAAUAAUCGAGAUGAUCUUGUGGAAAUUUAUAAUAAAACACCACCAAGUGUUCGUGAACAUGAACCUGAAGCACCACAUUAUAAAGGUUCAACUGUUCCAUCACGUGCAUUUCGUUUUCUUCAAAUGAUGACACAAGAUGAAGAUAAUGAACAAAAUAAUUUAAAAUCUAUUAAUAAUUCUACAAAAUCUCAUCAAACAUUACAUAAAUAUGAUGAUCAUCAUGUUUUAGCACAAACAAAUAGAUUAAAUGAACAUCCAUCACGUUCAUUUAAAUAUUUACAAGAAUUGACUGGUGAACAACAUUCAACUUCAAAUCAAACAGAAACACGAAGUAAUACAUUAUCGAAUACUUUAAAUUCAACGGAUAUUGGAGCAAGUGAUUUUUAG
Molecule: messenger RNA, 1587 nt
Organism: Rotaria sp. Silwood1
Lineage: Eukaryota; Metazoa; Rotifera; Eurotatoria; Philodinida; Philodinidae
Source: the annotation of a GenBank genome assembly